Messenger RNA from Haplochromis burtoni (Burton's mouthbrooder), 6498 nucleotides. Its product is annotated as ankyrin repeat and IBR domain-containing protein 1. Gene Ontology annotation, biological process: protein polyubiquitination; ubiquitin-dependent protein catabolic process; positive regulation of proteasomal ubiquitin-dependent protein catabolic process. Lineage: Eukaryota; Metazoa; Chordata; Actinopteri; Cichliformes; Cichlidae. The coding region runs from base 369 to 4292 and encodes 1307 amino acids. The record is from RefSeq and is a predicted model, not a curated record. The transcript is spliced from 21 exons. Gene Ontology annotation, molecular function: zinc ion binding; ubiquitin conjugating enzyme binding; ubiquitin protein ligase activity. Gene Ontology annotation, cellular component: cytoplasm; ubiquitin ligase complex.
GCGCAUGCGCAACACGCUUUUCCCUUUGGCAGCAACAACAACACAGAGAACGAAGUCAGUCUCGCCCCUCCGCUGUCGGCAACAGCAUCAUUGUCCCCACCGGGUCCGGUGGCAGAGAGGAUGGUCCAGCGGAACCGCAGCCGGGGAUGCGAAUGACAGCCACAGGAUAAUGUCCCUGGAUGUAUGCAAGUUUCCGAAUGAAGUAGUGACCAAGUGAGACGACCGUGGAAGGAAACGCUGAACCAUGUUGCUCUAAGUCGUGACCUGUGGAGUACGGGGGGGUGGAGAAAGAGGAGGAGGAGGAAGAGAGGAGUAGUGAGGCAUUGGCCACAGCUUCGUUUUAGGUGGCCGUUUGCGAGCCCGAAGCGAUGGGAAACACAGCCACCAAGUUCCGCAAGUCCCUUGUGAACGGUGACGAGGCCCUGGCCUGGCAGCUGUACGAGGGCAACCCUCAGUUCAGGGACGGUCUGGACCCAAACGCAUCGUAUGGAGAGCAGUACCAGCACAACACACCCAUGCACUAUGUGUGCCGCCACGCCAUGACACGUCUGCUCAGGUCCUUCCUGUUCAGCAAAGAAGGAAACCCCAACAAGCGCAAUGUGCACAAUGAGACUUGCCUGCAUGUGCUGUGCCAAGGCCCACAGAUCCUGCUGCUGCCAGAGGGAGCGCUGUCACCACGACUGGCCAGACCACAGAGGGACGAGCAGCGCCGUGCAGACUGCCUGCAGAUGAUCCUGAACUGGACUGGGGCCAGGCUAGAGGGAGGCCAGUACGAGAAAGCUAAUGUUAACGCCACCGACAACCACCACAGCACCUGUCUGCACUAUGCUGCCGCUGCAGGCAUGAAGAGCUGUGUGGAGCUGCUGAUCCAGAGUGAGGCGGACCUUUUUGUGGAGGACGAAGACAAGCUGACGCCAUGCGAUCACGCCGAGCGGCACCACCACACCGAGCUGGCCCUCAGCCUGGAGUCGCAGAUGGUUUUCUCCUCCUCUUCAGCUCAGCAGUCACACACAGACGCACACGGUGAAACCAACCUGCUGCAGUACAAGGAGCCUUACGAGGGGUUGAAGAUUCAGGAUCUGCGCAGGCUGAAGGACAUGUUGAUUGUAGAGACAGCCGACAUGCUGCAAGCCCCCCUCUUCACUGCAGAGGCCCUGCUUCGAGCACAUGACUGGGACAGAGAAAAGCUUCUGGAAGCCUGGAUGUCCGACGCUGAGGGCUGCUGCCAGCGCUCUGGUGUCACCAUGCCGACCCCACCGCCUAGCGGGUACAACGCCUGGGACACCCUGCCCUCCCCCCGCACUCCUAGGACCCCACGCUCUCCCCUCACUCUCACUCUCACUUCUACCACCGACAGCUGCCUCACGCCUGGAGAGGAGGGCCUGGCCAUGUGUGGAAUCUGUCUCUGCUCCAUCUCAGUCUUUGAGGACCCAGUGGACAUGUCCUGUGGCCACGAGUUCUGCAGAGCCUGCUGGGAAGGGUUCCUCAAUGUAAAGAUUCAGGAGGGAGAUGCUCAUAAUAUCUUCUGUCCAGCAUAUGAGUGCUACCAGCUUGUGCCUGUGCAUGUGAUAGAGAGCGUGGUUUCCAGAGAGAUGGACCAGCGCUAUCUGCAGUUUGACAUCAAGGCAUUUGUGGAGAACAAUCCAUCCAUCCGUUGGUGUCCUGCAGCUCGUUGCGAGCGGGCGGUGAGGCUGACCCGACCGGGCCCGGGGGACACUGACCCAUCAAGCUUCCCCCUUCUGCCCUCACCUGCUGUUGAUUGUGGAAAGGGUCACCUCUUCUGCUGGGAGUGCCUUGGCGAGGCCCACGAGCCAUGUGAUUGUCAGAUGUGGAGGAACUGGCUCCAGAAAGUCACAGAGAUGAAGCCUGAAGAGUUGGCAGGUGUGAGCGAGGCCUAUGAGGAUGCUGCUAACUGCCUGUGGCUGCUGACCAACUCCAAACCGUGUGCCAACUGCAAGUCUCCCAUUCAGAAGAAUGAGGGCUGCAACCACAUGCAGUGUGCCAAGUGUAAGUAUGACUUCUGUUGGAUCUGUCUGGAGGAGUGGAAGAAACACAGCUCAUCAACAGGUGGCUACUAUCGCUGUACUCGCUAUGAGGUCAUCCAGCAGCUUGAAGAGCAGUCCAAAGAGAUGACUGUAGAGGCAGAAAAGAAGCACAAAAGUUUCCAGGAGCUGGACCGUUUCAUGCACUACUACACUCGCUUCAAGAACCAUGAACACAGUUACAAGUUGGAACAAAAGCUGCUAAAAACGGCUAAAGAGAAGAUGGAGCAGCUGAGCAGGGCCUUCAUUAGCCGUGAAGGCACUCCCCCAGACACACGCUUCAUUGAGGACGGCGUGACUGAGCUGCUGAAGACGCGGCGCGUGCUGAAGUGCUCUUACCCAUACGGCUUCUUCCUCCAGCAGGGCAGCACCCAGAAAGAGAUAUUUGAGCUCAUGCAGACUGACUUAGAGAUGGUCGUAGAGGAUCUGGCCCAGAAGGUCAACCGUCCGUACCUGAGGACGCCGUGCCAUAAGAUCAUCAGCGCGGCCCGCCUGGUGCAGCAGAAGAGGCAGGAGUUCUUGGCAUCAGUGGCCCGUGGCGUCGCUCCCAAUGACUCUCCAGAGCCUCCUCGCAGGAAUUACCCUGGAGGAUCGUGGGAUUGGGAGUACCUUGGCUUUGCUUCUCCUGAGAUGGGAAGUCGGCACUCCGUACUGGCGGCAGAUCAGAGAGAGAGACAGUCGCAGGAUUAUGCUGACAUCCAGUACCGUCGCAGACACAGACCACGGCGCAGAGGAGACAUGCUGAGUUUGCACAGCCUUAGAAGCAGCAGUAACACACCAGAGACCAGCAGGAGGAGUGACAACACAGAAGGCACGGAGAGGGGCGAGGGUCGCAGGAGAGCGCUCGGCUCGCUCGACGAAGACGAUCCCAACAUCCUUCUGGCCAUCCAGCUGUCGCUGCAGGAGUCGCGCCGAGAACGAGGACUGGAGGGAGGGAUGGAGGGGAGGGUGGAUCAGGAGAGAAGAGCGGCUCCAGCGGGAGACCUGGUCGAUGCUGUUUUACACUCUCUCAACACAGAGGGUCCUCCAGGAGCCAGAGGCUCAUCCUUCCCCGCGUCCAUCCUGGAUCCUCCUCACCCGCCUAACAGGACAGACUCCACCUCCCAGCCUUGUGUAUCCAGCUCCCUCCCCCUCCCUCCACCUCCUCCCUCCCUCAGCGCAGAGCUGCUGGAGCUGGGAGACAGCCUUAUGAAACUGGGGAGCAUAACCACUCCUUACGACCUGGACACAAACACGCAGGAGCAGCUCAGCUCACACCACACAUACAUACACAGUACACAUGCUGCUCCUUACACCACUGAACCUGCCUGCAGCAACCCCAGCAGCCACAGACAGGAUCAGAGUGCACUGACUGCCCCAUAUGUGCUCGAUCAUAUCACCAUCACAGACCCUCGUUAUGACAGCAAAGAGCAGACUUCCUGCCAUUUGAGUGCAUAUUUAGCCAAGGCUGAGCACGCCGCCUCCUGCCUCCCCGCUCCAAACCCCGCACAUCCUAGUUCCUAUAGCCGGGAACAUGCAGCCACGUACAACAGCAACCCUAAACCAGACAGCUCCUACAACCCCUGCCCCGAACACAGCAGCUCUUACACCGCAGAGCGCCCUGCUGCCUACGCCGUCGAACGUCCCCCUAAAUCAGACCCCCAGCCCCCUACCCAGUUGUGCCUCCCAUCUCCAGAGCUUGAGCCAGAGCUGCUGCUCUCACCAGUGAUUCCCCCAGGGGGCCCUUUCACCCCCAGUGACCCUCAGAGCCUGGAGCCCUUGGACCCCACAGCCAGCGCUCAGCUGCUGGAUAACAUCAUGGCCUGGUUUAACAACAACAUAAACCCCCAGAAUAACCCGCAGAGCCUGGCUCUCAUCCCCUCCCCGCCCACCACAGAGACAGACUCCUCUCCCGACACACACACCGAGACUGAGAGCCAGACCUCCGCCCCCAUCCGGCAGCCCCUGGAGGGCGAGUCGGAAGUAGGCAGAGGAUCGGCGACCGGCCCACCGGGAGCCAAGGGCGUGAAGACGUCGAGGCCGAGCACUCUGGAGCUGGAAAAAAGAGACGCUGGAGAAGAGGGUGUGGACGCAGGGUGUGUGGCUGACCUGUCGCUGGACGAAGCGCACACACACCCGCAUUCACACUCCCAACAUGGAAACAGUCCCGCACACACUGCCCCGGCAAUGGAGAGAGACUCAGACCUCGUCCUUCAGUUAGAGGAGGAGCGGUCACCUGAAGAGUGGACGGAGCAGGAACACCUAGUGUGAAAGUGACAGAUGUAGAGAGAAAGAGAAGGUAGAGCCGAGAUAAAGAGAAAGAAAACCAAUCAGAGAGAAGCACUGAUGGAUGAUGCAAGAUGUGUGAUGGUGGUGCCUGUGUUUGGGGGGUGGAGUGUUUACUGUAUGUAUUAUACUGUAUUUAGAGAGGACUUAAAGACCUGCGGACUCUGUCCAGUAAAGAUGAUGUCAUACACGUUUUGAUUAUUUUUAAGUGCUUUUUGUCUGCUCUAAAAACAGACAAAUUAUUCUUUGAAGUGUUUAAACCAUGAACGGAGAGCUACUGAUAUCAUAACACAACAAAAUGCUCCGUGUUUUAGUUUAGUUUAGUUUUUUUCUUAUUUUAAUUUAAUUCCCCACCUCUUCUGUUUGUCUCCUAAGUUUGUUCAGGGUGAAGUUUUGGUGCUGUUCAUGCUGAAAUCCAAACUUGCCUCAUUUAACUACACUUGAUUCUCACACUAACCCAACCACAAGCCAGUUCAGAGCUCCAAGAGCCAAAUAUAUGAAGAUAACUGUAACUUUGGAGCCUGUUUAUAGCGUGCUGUACAAUCAGAGGGCCUAAUUCUGAUUUCUGGACCUUCAUGCACACUGUGCCUGUUUGUGUUAGUGCCAAUACAGUCCUGAUCUUUCUUUUCAGCAGACUGGCACAGUCUGCUGCGUAAACGUCACACUAUUACAGCACCUCUCUGCACGUGAAGGUCAGAGGCUGCAGAGCAGCGCCCAUAAAGCUGGAAGUUCAGUGGGUGCUUGUUUGCAGAGCAGAUUGAGUUCUGUUUUUUUUUUUUUUUUUUUUCUGGGGGGGGGUUGUUUUUGUUUGUUUUUUUUGCUACUCGCUGCACAUUUCAAAUGUUUUGUAUCAAAGAUGCAUCUUCAUGUUUAAUCUGCAGAGAUUUACAGUGUUUUUCUGCCACUUUGGCUCAGUGUUAGUGCACCAGAUCUCACGUAGCACACAAAAUACAGUGGGUAUUAAAUGAGGUAAUGCAUCAACCAAUCAAAUUAAUCUGAGAAUAAUGAUAUCCAGUAUUUAACCUCCUCAGAUCAUUCAUACUUGCUUUGAUUUUAAAAAAACUACAAAUAUCACAGAGGAAAUAAUUUGGCAUUUUAAGCUGAAGACUAACUUCAGAAUGAUCCUUUACUUUAUUAAACCUGAUAAAUAAAAUACAGUCAAAAGGUUUAAAGUGCUUCAAACAAGUCGUCCAAUCAAAAUUAUUAAAUGUUAAACCAAUUAAAAGAGUAAACAGUUAGCAGAUGGUAAACUAAGAUAUGCUUUAUCACUUUGGAUUAUACACAAUGUGUUUUUAAAGUUUGACUUUACACUGCAGCACAUUUAAACAAGCUGAUUUUUCAUAAAAAGCGAGAUUUCAGCCACUUUCACAAGUUUUGUCUUCACAGAAGCUGUUGUAAACGGUGUUUAUACGACUGUAAAAUAAAUGAGAAUAUAUUGUUAAAACGCUGCUGCACUGAUUCAUGAAUCUGUUUGUUUGGCGCUCGUGUGAGCUGGUUCUUUGAGUCGUGCGGUUUCUGAGCCAAAGCAGGCAUAACAAAUACUGUAAAUGUGAGCACAUUUUAUGGUUUUAUGUAACUUUUUAUCAUAUCUUUUCCACUACUUAUAGCGCCCUGCAGUGUGCUCUAAUCGAUGGGACGUGGGUUUGGGUUUCUGCUGUAUUUGAUUCUUUUUAUUCCUUUAAUUAUAGAGAAGAUGUUUCUUUCUGUUGAGACCAGAGUUGUUGGAUCUGUGUGCCUUUUUCUUUGUUUUGUUUUGUUCUGAUUGUAUUUAUCUGUUGCUAUUUAUUAGUGUCAUUGCUUUUUAAACAUGCUUCAUAAUGAAAGAUGAUGAUGAUGAUGAUAACACUUUAAUACACUGAUUUUGUUUAAUCCCCCCCCACGGGUGAGUCGCAGCGCCCACAUUUUCAGCCCUGAAUGAAAAACCUCUUUGAGCCUCUCUGAAGGAAUCCGCUGCUUUUCCAUGAUGAUCAAAAAACACUUUAUGUGAAUGUUGAACUUUGAUUUGACGCCGCCUUGGAAAUGUAACUGCUGGGAUGUCAUCAAGCCUCAAAUCUUUAAACUUUAUUGCCCAAAUACAAUGUUUACAAGGGAACUAAACACUGCCUGCUGUGAUGAGGACUGAUUUGGUGCUCUGGGGAGUGAAAUGAGAAUAAAUGUGGGGAUUUUAAAUGUCCUUUGAUGGCAUGCCAAA